AUGUUUUUAUUACCAUUGAUCUUGGUAGUUGGUGCUGCUGCGGGUGUGAAAAGACUGGCCGAGUCGAUUGAUCAUUCCAUUCGUGGAAAUAAUGAAAAGAUUUUGGACAUGAUGAAGGAAUCAGAGAAGAAGAAACGAAUGGAAAGAGCUCUCGAGUUGGAUCAAGAAACAACGAUGGCAGUUGAAGCUAUGAAGAGGGAAACAAAAGUUUCUAAUGAAGAAUUGGCAAGAUUAUUGUUAAAGAGAGCAACGAUUCGUUUGGAAGAUUCUAGAUUGGAAGAAUCGAAUGCAGAUUUGAAGGAAGCUUGGAGUUUAUUGGAAGCUUUGGAGGUGUCAGCUGUUAGAGACAGUUAUCUCACAAUGUAUUUGAAGGGUUCUAUUGAAUAUGCUAAUGGUGAUUUCCAAUCGGCUGGUGAUUCAUUCUUUAGUUCAAUUCAUUUGAGAGAAACUUUGGUCAAUUCGAAUAAUCAACCAUUAACCGAAGAUGAAAUUCUAGAAUUGGAAAAGGAAUUUGUUGAAUUACAAAUUAAUUCUAAAAAACCAAUUGAGCGAACUAUGAUUACAGUUUCUCAAAACUUUUCAAGAUUUUCCUCAAAUUUCAACAAUAACGUCAAGAACUUUUUCAAUCACAAUUUGAAAUUGGACACAACAAAGCCAAUUCUUAAGGAAAAACCAAAAACUUUGAUUUCACUCGAAUUAUUAUAUGUAAGGGCUGGUAUUUCCUAUUAUAAUUCAGCUCGUUAUGAGAAGGCCAUUACUCUCUUUAAUAAUGCCAUCUCUAUUGGAUUAGUUUAUGAUUCUGAUUUGUUGGAAUCUACUUAUUACAAUAGAGGACUUUGUUAUUAUUACUUGUCUAAGGAUCUUGUCAAGUAUGCUAUUGAGGAUUUCACACAAUCAAUUUCCUUAAUGCCACUCACUAGACAACGAGAACAGACCUAUUUGAUGAGAGCUUGUGCAUAUGGAAGAUUAGGUUUGAAUAAGGAGAAAGCAGACGAUGAAAGAAAGGCCAAGUUUAUUAAUCCAUUUUCAAGUCAAAUUUCGGCAUUUCAUAUUAGACUUUUGGAUGAUGAUACUCUAUUUAAUGUAUUAUCGUUCCUCCCCACAAGAACAUUGAUUACUUCAGCUGCAAGUGGAAAAGUUUGGAGAAAGGUCAUUGUGAAAUAUUUACAGAACUUUCAAGUACAAGUUUCCAUUGAUAGUUUAACACAUGAUAUUAAGGCAAAAGUGGAGGAUCCAAGAGGUAAGAUGGGCAAGAUAUUCCUUCCAAAUCAUCGAUUAACCUACAGGGAAUUUAUUCAUAAUGCACUCAAUAAUUCUCUAUUGAACUCUGCUUCCAAUAUUUGGAUACCUCUCACUUACAAUUAUGGAUAUGGUACUUAUGAUACUUCUGUAACUUUUACUGGUUAUUGUUUAGAGAAAUUCAAAAACUUGAAAGUUGUUGCUGUUGAGGAGUUUGACAAUUCAAUUUCCAAACAAAUUUCCAAUAACAAUCCAGGACUAAAGAGAUUUGAAUUAAGGCAACGAAUGCCAAACUUUGUUCAAGGAGAAGAAUUAGAACUCAUGUUGAAGAGUUUGACUGAAUUGGAAUCUUUGAGUUUGGUUGUGUGCAUGUUUACUAAGGACCCAUUUAUCAAUCAUCCACCAUCCCUUAAACUUGUUGAAUAUUACGAACCAAAUGAGUCAGAUAUGGAGUAUGGAAGAGAAAGAAAUGGAAGCAAACCUAAACAAUUUGUUUCUUGGGAUGAGUUGAGAAAUGCACACCCAGAAAUUACAUUUGUCUGUUUGAAGGAUGAUUGGCGUAAAAAGAUUCAUGAAGAAUCCUCUUGGUAA
Molecule: messenger RNA, 1830 nt
Organism: Naegleria gruberi
Lineage: Eukaryota; Heterolobosea; Eutetramitea; Acrasida; Naegleriidae
Exons: 1
Coding region: 1-1830 (609 amino acids)
Molecular function (GO): protein binding
Source: RefSeq, a predicted model, not a curated record